Marmota monax (woodchuck) is the source of this 1003-nucleotide messenger RNA. It is a transcript of the gene Ndufa5, whose product is annotated as NADH:ubiquinone oxidoreductase subunit A5. The record is from RefSeq and is a predicted model, not a curated record. NCBI's taxonomy places the organism in Eukaryota, Metazoa, Chordata, Mammalia, Rodentia, Sciuridae. Gene Ontology annotation, biological process: respiratory electron transport chain. The coding region runs from base 92 to 442 and encodes 116 amino acids. The transcript has 5 exons.
AUGGUGACGGAGCGAAAGCCUCGAUGGUCGAUUGAGCAGGUCUGCGCGAGGUUCCCAGAGGGCUGCGCGGGGUCGGUUCUUCGGCGCUGUCAUGGCGGGUGUGCUGAAGAAGACCACUGGCCUCGUGGGAUUGGCUGUGUGUGAGAGUCCACACGAGAGGCUCAGAAUAUUGUACACAAAGAUUCUUGAUGUUCUGGAGCAAAUCCCUAAAAAUGCAGCGUAUAGAAAAUAUACAGAGCAGAUUACAAAUGAGAAACUGGGAAUGGUUAAAGCGGAAUCAGAUGUUAAAAAAUUAGAAGAGCAACUUCAGCAUGGCCAAAUAGAAGAGGUGAUUCUUCAGGCUGAAAAUGAACUAAGUCUGGCAAGAAAAAUGCUGCAGUGGAAACCAUGGGAGCCAUUAAUAGAAGAACCUCCUGCCAACCAGUGGAAAUGGCCAAUAUAAUCAUUACAUGUAUUCUGUGGGCUGAUGGGAAACUGAUUUAAUUAAGUGUUCUGUUAUUUUUAAAAUGUUUCCAUGUGUUGACAUAAUCAAGAAAACUGACAUAGGACACAUUGAAGAGACUAGUGUUUAUGGUAAUAGGGUCGUAUGAAUCAGUUUUUGAUAAGCAGAGUAUUUGUGCAGAUUAUUUCAAAGAUGGAAUUUCUUUAAACAGAAAGUUUGAGGGAAGAUUUGAAAGUUAAUUAGAAAAAUUCCUAUAGAUCUUUAUUUCAGAGGUCAAAAUCAAAAGUUUCAGUAUCUUUAGUAUGUUACUUAAUUUCAUUUCAUUAUCCUGAUAAAAAGAAAAAGCACUUUAUUAUUACUGUCUAAACAAAUUUACUGGUCACCAUUUGAGAUGAAGUAGUAAGCAUGAAAAUGUUUAGUUUUGAGAAUAAUGGCAAAAAUAGUUCGUGAUAAAAUUUUAAAUUGUUGACCUCCUUGGCUGUGAUCUUAUGUAUAAAGGAAAACUUAAAUAUAUGAUUCUGUAAUGACUAUCAAAUCCAUUAUAAAUGUCAUUUUAUUUUA